AUGAUUUCCAGUUACGCCAAAAAGCACCACCGUAAGUUAAAACCGAAACCCGCACCAAGUCCAAACAACAGUAAUUAUUAUGAUUCGAAAACCUUUAAUGUGAUGGAUUACGGUGCCAAAGGCGAUGGCAAAACAGACGACACGAACGCGUUUAAAAAUGCCUGGUUAGAUGCCUGCAAAGCGGGAAAUUCAGAGGUAUUAGUUCCUGCUGAUUACACAUUUUUGUUGGGGCCACUGGACUUAUCAGUCCAGUGCAAUAACAUCAUUUUCCAGUUGAAUGGAAAUUUAUUAGCCUCCACAAGUUCCAGUGCCUGGAAAGGAAAUCUCUUACAAUGGCUGAAUUUCAGAUAUGUCACAGAUUUACGAAUUCAAGGCACGGGUCGAAUCGAUGGCCAAGGACUCGCUUGGUGGAAUAAAAAGAACGGGUUUUCAACUGCACCAACUGCAUUGAGAGUUGCUGAUGUGAAGGGCUCGACGGUUGUUGGCAUAAGCUUCGUGAACAGCGCGAAAGCACACUUGAAAUUCGAUAACUGUGAUGGGGUUUUAGUCGACACGAUCAGCAUUCAAUCACCGGGCGAAAGUCCCAACACGGACGGUAUCCAUUUGCAAAACUCGGUAAAUGUGGAAAUUCGAGAGAGCAAAAUCAGUAGCGGAGACGAUUGCAUAUCGAUACAAACGGGAUGUGAGAACGUAUUUAUAGACAGAGUUGCAUGUGGGCCGAGCCAUGGUAUAAGCAUCGGUGGAUUAGGAAAAAACGGGGAAAAAGCCACCGUCUCGGGUGUUAUUGUCCAGGACUCGACAAUCACAUCUUCCAUGACCGGAACAAGGAUUAAGACUUGGCAGGGCGGGUCGGGUGCGGUAAGCAAUGUGAGUUUCACGAACAUCCGAGUCUCGAAAGUCGACACGCCUAUAGUCAUUGACCAAUACUAUAGCGAUGAAGGGCACACUCAGAACAAGACUUCGGCUGUGGCUGUAACAGAUAUAUCAUUCGUCAAAAUUCAAGGCACGUAUAAUCAAAAAGCCGUUUCAAUUGCUUGCAGUGACAACUCGCCGUGCAAAGGUGUAACCUUGUCGAACAUAGGCCUCAACUCAGCAUCUUUAGAAACCGAAUCUCCACUUUGCUAUCGUGCGUAUGUUAGUGUAGAGGAUCCGGUCUCUCCUUCUAUUAACUGCAAGGGGUAG
Messenger RNA from Striga hermonthica, 1182 nucleotides. NCBI's taxonomy places the organism in Eukaryota, Viridiplantae, Streptophyta, Magnoliopsida, Lamiales, Orobanchaceae. The record is from the annotation of a GenBank genome assembly.